CUUUACUCCUUAGAUCUGUUUCUUCUCUGUUUUUUCUCCCCCGUUUUUGUCUCUGAUCCUCAAAUGUGGCUUCUUUCUUCCUGGGUUCUCUUCUUUUGCUUCCUUUUUUGUGGGUUUUUUGUUGUUUCGGUUCUGGGAUUGGAAAUGUCGUUGAAGGGUCAAUGUAGAUUGGCAUUAUAAAGUCUCUUGCUCAGGCUGCUCAAUUUCUUGAUUACAUUGUUGUUUACGCGGAUGUGUGUUUGUGGAUGGACUGAAGAAUUCAUAUGCACUUGUGUUUCUUUAGGAGGUUGCUUUGUUUUGUCUUGCUUUUUAAUCAGACAACUUGAAUGAAUCUUCGCGUUAUAAAUUUUAAAUCUAUUGCGUCUGCUCCAACUAAGCAACCGAAGCUUGAACGCCUUGAAAAUGGCCACUGGAAUCUACCGACAGGUAUCACGAUGGUUGCACAGGAAUUUACUGUUGAUCUGAACAAACCACUCGUGUUCCAGGUUGGCCAUCUUGGAGAAGCAUAUCAAGAGUGGGUUCAUCAGCCUAUUAUCAGCAAGGAAAGACCUCGAUUCUUCAAAAGUGACUUUUGGGAGUUCUGUACGCGCACAGCAUGGUGGAUGGUUCCACUCAUAUGGCUGCCAGUGGUCUGUUGGUUCGUUUCCAUGUCUGUCAAUAUGGGGCACACACUUCCUCAGAUAUCAUUGAUGGUGAUCUUUGGCAUUUCUAUUUGGACAUUGAUCGAAUACAUAGUGCAUCGUUUCCUGUUCCAUAUUGAAACCCAGAGUUAUUGGGGAAAUACCAUGCAUUACCUUAUUCAUGGUUGCCAUCACAAGCACCCAAUGGAUAGUCUGCGACUAGUUUUUCCUCCUACUGCAACAGCUGUUCUGUUAGUUCCAUUAUGGAACUUGGUUAAACUCUCUUUCCCACCAUCUAUGGCUCCUGCUCUGUUUGGAGGCGGUCUUUUGGGUUAUGUGAUCUAUGACGUUACCCAUUACUACUUGCAUCAUGGCCAACCAACGGGAGACGUGCCAAAAAAAUUGAAGAAAUAUCAUAUGAAUCAUCACUUCCGCAUCCUGAAUAAAGGCUUCGGCGUCACUUCACCACUUUGGGACAGAGCAUUUGGAACACUUCCUGCAUCAAAAGUAGCUGAGAAGACUAGAUAACAAAGUUGUAUAGCUCUCAAGGCAAACACGUUUCAGUUAUUUAAAGUACAUAUUUUUGUCUUAUAUUCAUUGUUUUCCAGUCUAUUUGUUGCAUCAUGGCAAUGCUAAUGCGAAGUGAGUUAGAAGAUUGUAUCAGCUUUGUGCUGUAAAUUAUUCAAGGAUGGAUGGUUUUGUAUAGGAUUUGAUGUAGUCUAAUAAUGGAAGAUUCGGCCGUGCCCCAUACUAUUAUUAUCA
Molecule: messenger RNA, 1382 nt
Organism: Benincasa hispida (wax gourd)
Lineage: Eukaryota; Viridiplantae; Streptophyta; Magnoliopsida; Cucurbitales; Cucurbitaceae
Source: RefSeq, a predicted model, not a curated record